GUGACGUCAGGGAAGAGGAAGCCAAUGCCGGAAGUGGCUGUGUUUGGGCGCUGAGGCCCAAAGGGAAGGUCUCGGCCUGUCACUCGAGGCGGUGUUUGGGGCCCGUAUUGCCUUCCUCAGGAGGCCAUGGACGCCGCGGCGCUGGAACAGGAUGCCGUCAAGUUCGCGCAGCUGGCCGUCCAGAGGGACCAGGGAGGCCGCUACCAAGAAGCUGUCUUCUAUUACAAGGAAGCUGCACAAGCACUGAUUUAUGCUGCAAUGGCAGGAUCAACAUUGGAAAAUAUUCCAGGGAAAAUAAGUGAAUAUUUGGAAAGGGUUCAAGCCCUACACUCUGCAGUUCAUUCGCAGAAAGUCGACCCUCUGAAGUCAAAGCAGCAGUUGGAGUUAGAACGGGCCCAUUUCCUGGUUACUCAAGCUUUUGAUGAAGAUGAGAAAGGCAAUGGAGAUGAAGCGAUAGAGCUCUACACGGAAGCAGUGGAGCUGUGCUUGAAAACAGCUAAUGAAACUUCAGAAACAGUACUCCAAACAAAACUGAAGCAGCUGGCCCGACAGGCAUUGGACAGAGCAGAGGCAUUGAAAGACUCAAAGCCAUCUCAGAAAGACAAGCCAGCUGCUGUUAAAGCGAAUCAGCCUGUGAGAACCUUUUUCCCACUGGGACCUGAUUUUUCCUUGAACGAUAAGCCUCAAACCGUUAGACCUGUGCAUGCCAGUGAACCUCAGGGCCAGCGCUACACAGCAGAAGAGAUUGAGGUGCUCAGGAAGACAUCAAAGAUAAAUGGUAUCGAGUAUGUUCCCUUCAUGAGCGUUGAUCUGAGAGAGCGUUUUGCUUUUCCACUUCCUUUUUCAGAUAAAUGUGGCAAGUUACCUUUGUCUCCGAAGCAAAAAGCCAUGUUUUCUCGAUGGGUACGGCCAGAUGACAUAACAAACAAUCCCACCAUGAUCUAUACUGUGUCCAGCUUCAGCAUAAAACAGACAAUCGUGUCAGAUUGUUCUUUUGUAGCUUCACUUGCAAUUAGUGCAGCAUAUGAGCGACGAUACAACAAGAAGUUGAUUACUAGCAUCAUUUACCCACAGAACAAAAAGGGAGAGCCAGAAUAUAAUCCGUGUGGGAAAUAUAUGGUCAAGCUGCAUAUCAAUGGUGUCCCCAGGAAGGUAAUUAUUGAUGAUUUCUUACCAGUAGAUCACAGUGGAGAACUUCUUUGCUCUUAUUCAAACAACAAAAAUGAACUUUGGGUGUCACUGAUAGAGAAAGCUUACAUGAAAGUCAUGGGAGGUUAUGAUUUCCCAGGAUCAAAUUCUAAUAUUGAUCUACAUGCACUGACUGGCUGGAUACCUGAAAGGAUUGCUAUGCACUCAGAUAAUCAGACUUUUAACAAAGACAGUUCCUUCCGAAUGCUUUAUCAAAGAUUUCACAAAGGAGAUGUGCUCAUUACAACAGCGACAGGCAUGAUGACGGAAGAGGAGGGAGAAAGAUGGGGUUUAGUGCCAACCCAUGCCUAUGCUGUCUUGGAUAUUAGAGAAUACAAGGGACUUCGAUUCCUCCAGCUGAAAAACCCCUGGAGCCACCUGCGCUGGAAAGGAAGAUAUAGUGAGAAUGAUAUGAAAAACUGGACCCCUGAACUCCAGAAAUACUUGAAUUUUGAUCCCAGAACUGCUCAGAAAAUAGACAAUGGAAUUUUUUGGAUCUCCUGGGAAGAUCUGUGCCAAUAUUAUGAUGUUAUUUAUUUGAGCUGGAAUCCAAGUCUUUUUAAGGAAUCAACAUGCAUUCACAGUACCUGGGAUGCAAAACAGGGUCCCAUGAAAGAUGCUUACAGCUUGGCUAAUAAUCCACAGUACAAACUGGAAGUUCAGUGCCCACAAGGUGGUGCUGCCGUCUGGGUUCUCCUCAGCAGACACAUCACAGACAAGGAUGACUUUGCGCGCAAUCGAGAAUUCAUCACAAUGGUUGUGUACAAAACAGACGGGAAAAAGGUUUACUACCCUGCUGAUCCACCACCAUAUAUUGAUGGCAUUCGGAUCAAUAGUCCGCAUUAUCUGACCAAGAUGACACUGACGUCUCCAGGGACACAUACGUUUACAUUGGUGGUUUCUCAGUAUGAGAAACAGAACACAAUUCACUAUACCCUAAGGGUAUAUUCAGCAUGUAAAUUUACCUUCUCUAAGAUCCCAACACCAUAUACAGUAUCCAAAAGGGUGAAUGGCCAGUGGAAAGGACAUAGUGCUGGUGGAUGCAGCAAUUUUAGAGAGACCUCCAAGAACAAUCCUGUUUACCAGUUCCAGCUGGAAAAAACUGGUUCCCUCCUUAUUGAGCUCCGAGGACCAAGGCAAUAUAGUGUUGGACUUGAACUCGUGACAGUCUCUUCAGUAGGAGACCCAGGUCCUUUGGGCUUUCAAAAAAAGAAUAGUGGUGAUUACAGGUGUGGAUUUUGCUAUCUGGAAGUUGAGAGUCUACCUGCUGGUGUUUACAAUAUUAUUCCAAGCACUUUUCUCCCUCAGCAGGAAGGACAAUUUUUCUUGGACUUCAAUAGUGCUAUCCCUCUUAAAGUAUCACAGCUGCAAUGAGGUAGUCUUGCUCUGUGACCUAUUUUCAAUCAAGAAUAUGGCAGAACUGAUCAUUUGAAUGACAUACUGGAGCACAAUCAAAGAACCAUCCCUAAAAUGUUUACAUGGGAUGAACAAACUGAACAUGGACUCUCUUACAGGGAAUGUCACCCCAGAGUUGAAGUCCCCAGAUCCUUUGUUGGACUGUAGCAGUCUCUUAAAGUGUAGAAGUUGGGGAUAGCUUCUUAUUUUAGCCUACGCUAAUUCUUCA
Anolis carolinensis (green anole) is the source of this 2812-nucleotide messenger RNA. It is a transcript of the gene capn7, whose product is annotated as calpain 7. Bases 127 to 2562 code for a protein of 811 amino acids. The record is from RefSeq and is a predicted model, not a curated record. NCBI's taxonomy places the organism in Eukaryota, Metazoa, Chordata, Lepidosauria, Squamata, Anolidae. Gene Ontology annotation, biological process: proteolysis. The transcript is spliced from 21 exons. Gene Ontology annotation, molecular function: calcium-dependent cysteine-type endopeptidase activity.